This is a messenger RNA of Paraphaeosphaeria sporulosa, 1927 nucleotides long. RefSeq lists its product as uncharacterized. The coding region runs from base 156 to 1649 and encodes 497 amino acids. The record is from RefSeq and is a predicted model, not a curated record. The transcript is spliced from 3 exons. Lineage: Eukaryota; Fungi; Ascomycota; Dothideomycetes; Pleosporales; Didymosphaeriaceae.
GUGAUCCCUGACGCUCAGCGGCGUGUCACUGUCUCGCGUUCUGUGGUGUUGUUUGAGCGUUGUCCGUGUCCGUGAGGCUUCACGACUACACAGUCCGAAAUUUAUUCAUCUGCUGCCUACUGUACGCCCGUCGCAAAGCCUGGUAGGGUUGGGAUAUGUUAGGGUUUUCGAAGAACGUGAGCCUGGCAGCGCUCCUGUUGGCGAGCAGGACGCUGGCUACACCUCUCCUUGAGUCAUUAAUCGGUCGUGGCUUGUCGUUGUUUCCUCGCGCUGAUUCGAAAUGCGUCACGUCGUUCACAUCUGGCAAUGGCCUCAACUUCACAAAUGUACAGUGCAAUCAGAACAACAUGUACAAUGAUGCACUGGCUCCCUUUACAGUCGACACCAUGACCGGGUGCAUGGAGUACUGCUCGCGCUUCUGGGGGAGCGGUGAGGGCUGCUUCGGCGUCGUCUGGAGAGAAAGCGACAGCCAAUGCUGGAUGCGCAACUCGACAACCUCCGAACUCUCCAACAACAAGACCAUAUAUACCAAGACGCUCAUCGACGAAGAUGGCAUCCAUUCCGCUCUCGUCGACCUUAACCAGAUGAAGCCUCUCGACACCGACUGCCCCGCCGACGACAAAUCGCGCCACAACCUCGAUGGUUUCGACGGCAUAUCUUACACAGUGCAGUGCAACAAGGACAUUGGCGGAUCUUAUGAUACGCACUGGUCCUACGAGUUCCACGACAAUCCGUUCCAAGCAUACUACCACGCCACCUCCCUGGAGGACUGCCUGAAGGACUGCGUAAACGAACAUCCGCUCUGUCGCGGCGUGGUCUACGUACCCGGCCUAACAGGCGGCUACGCGAAUUGCUGGCCGAAAACCGGCUUCUCGUCUCCCCUCAGCGCGUCCAACACGCUCCUUAAGAUCACGCACAGCGCCACGAUCGACUCGAUCAAGACCCCCGACACUGAAUGCAAGAACGACACGUACACGUCGACGCAGGACGACAGCAAGAACUUCGCCGUGCACUGCGGACAGACGAACCAGGGUACGAACAUGACGAUGGUGCAAUCGCAGAACUUCACGGCCUGCAUGGAAGAGUGCGCGGGCAACAAGCAGGGCUGCGUCGGCGUCGUGUACGACUCCACGCUCCAGGGCGGCUUCAACAAUUGCUACCUCCAGAACACGAGCAGCAUCUUCAACGACGUCGGGAGUAGCAUGUACGCCGUGCUGACGGGCGCAAAACCCAAGGAGUCGGGCACUGGCUCCUCUGGGUCCAACUCCAACUCCACUGACAACAGCAACAACUCCAACUCCAACAGCUCCUCCUCCGGCGGCUCAAAAGCCUGGAUCGCGGGUGCCGUCGUAGGCCCAAUCCUAGGCCUCGCCCUCAUCGGUGCAGCCAUCUUCUUUCUGCGGCGCCGCAAGGCGUCCGGCGCACUCGCCAACGUCUCCGAAGUCGAUGGCGGCGACGGAAAACACAAUCCGUAUGCGCACCAGGGUCCCACGCCUGCGUACGCGCCUGUCCCACAGUACAGUCCGCAGCCGACGCCGAGUGAGCUCGGCAGCGGGCAUGGGCACCAGAUGGUCGAGAUGGAGGGGCAGACGGCGAAGUAUGCGCAGAAGGGUGCGGGUGCGGGUGGGGUCGUGCAUGAGAUGGGUUAAGGUUCAAUCUCCCGGGAGAAACAACGGGUGGGAGGGGAAGAAAGGGCGUUUUUUUGUUUGUUUCUGAAGCGAGAUUAGCGAUUGCGUUUUGUGGCAUUGCGGGUGGUUUGUUGACGCAUAUUCGCUUCGAUUUGAUUUUCUUGUGUAUGAAUUGGAAUGAGUGGAGGAAAAUGGUGGUGGUGGGAGGAGGAAAUGGACUGACGCGACGCUUCGAUAUCCCCUUGUUGUAUCUUUGGCUUCAAUGCUCUAUCUCAAUAGAUAAUAUACUUUACGAUGAC